UGAAGUUGAAGUGGAGUUGCUUACCCUCGCAGCUGCCCAUCUCUGUGAGCCCUUAAAUGCAAUAGAUACGAACUAAAGAAUACAGAAUCAAUUAGAGGAAAUUACAGCGAUUGUUGAAAUUCUUGAUAGUAGACUUGUCAGAGUGAGAUUUAGAUAAUUACAAUUAGUUAUUCAAUGUUGAUAAAUUCUUUUGUGUUUAGUGAAAGUGGGAAAUACAAUUGGUUGGGGUAUUUUCUAUGAUGAAAAUUGUCAAGAUGAUAAAAUUGAACAAUUAUGUCUUGUUUUUGUUAUGUUUAAUAAUAAAAUAAUUGAUGCUCUUUUUGUUCUACAACCUGAAGGUGGUUUUGUUCCGAUUGUAUUGCUUCAACCAUAUGCAACAAAAGUAUCAAUUGAAACAAGAAAUGUAUUGACAAACGAAGAAUUAAAUAACCUUCAAGGAUUAUAUAUACAAAUGUUAGGACCAGCAAUAGAAAUUUAUCAAAAAGAUAAAAAUGAACGAAAUUUAUCCGAAGAUUUAUUUCGAAAAAGUGAUGAAGUUCUGUUAAAUAAUAAUGAUUAUGCUUGUCGAGUUUCUAUUCCAACAUCUAAAAAUUCGCUUCAUUACAUACAAUUUAAUCGACCAUUAACUUAUGAACGACGUUUCUUUUUCGUUGAAUUAGAUAAUAUCAAUCAACAAUGUCAAGUAAUAGUUGGUGUUGCUUCAUCAAAAAAUAAAUUAAAUGAAGCAGCACCAGGAAUUCUUCAAGAUACAGUUGGUUACAAUUCUUCUACAGGAAAAUUAUAUUCCAAUCGUAAACAUAUAGGAAAUAUGCGUGGACAUAGAUGUCAAAAGGGUGAUACAAUGGGUGUUGAAAUACAAGUUUUCAAUAAAGAUAUGAGUGUUGUUUUAUUCAGUAAAAAUUUCCGACCAAUUGGUACACGUUAUUUAACAUUAAAUGAUCAUUCAGAAUAUUUUCCAACAAUAUUUAUUGAAAAUAAUCAUUAUCCUGUUGAAUUAUCAAUUUAUUGGCAAACACGAAUUGCUAUUCCACCGUAUUUCUGUAUGAACAAUCCAGAAGAUUGGUGUGUACCAAAUGGAACAAAGAUUGAUUUACAAGAAAAAAUAUUCAUUUUACCACAACAUAUUAAUCAAUCAUUAUGUAUUCAAGCUCCAUACAGUUUAAAUAAAAAAUAUAACCAUUUUGAAAUCAUUCUUUUGGAUAAAAUAAGUGAUGAUGAACCACUACCUGCUAUUGCAUUAUGUACAGCUUCACCUAUGAAUUCAUCGUCAAUAUCUGAAUUUAAACAGGAUUAUGUACGUUUCUGGGCAACAGAUGCAGGUGCAAAGUAUUUAAAUCAAGGUGAUAAAAUUGGUUGGAAUAUUUUAUUUCCUGAAGAAGAAAAUGAACAAUUAAUUAUUUGUUAUUUAACUAUUAAUGACACUGUUGGCUAUGCUCGAGUACUUUAUCAACCUAUUGGUGGUUUUUAUCCAGUUGUUAUAGCUCCACCAAAUGUCAAUCGUAUACAAAUUAAUUUUUCUGCUACAAAGAUAUUAUCAGAAGAUUUUACGUCAGAACAAAUUAAAACACUUAUUAUGAACGCUCGACAUCAAAUAGAAGAUCAAGAACAAGAACAACAAUUAACAAAACGUUUAAUGGGAAAAAACAAUAUGACGAUAAAUGAACAGUCAUUUAUUAUGAAUUCGACAAAAUUACAUGAUAAACAAUAUAAUACAAAUGUUCCAAUAGUGAAAUCAGCAGCUUGUGUUAUUCUUUGA
Molecule: messenger RNA, 1756 nt
Organism: Adineta steineri
Lineage: Eukaryota; Metazoa; Rotifera; Eurotatoria; Adinetida; Adinetidae
Source: the annotation of a GenBank genome assembly